Messenger RNA from Salvelinus namaycush (lake trout), 4133 nucleotides. RefSeq names its product zinc finger protein 454. NCBI's taxonomy places the organism in Eukaryota, Metazoa, Chordata, Actinopteri, Salmoniformes, Salmonidae. The coding region runs from base 182 to 1582 and encodes 466 amino acids. The transcript is spliced from 2 exons. The record is from RefSeq and is a predicted model, not a curated record.
GGCUUGAUAUCCGUGUGGACGCUGGUUGUGAUCUGACAGAGGUGCGGCAGAAUCGACUAAUUUCGUCGAGGGUCAAGACAACGAAUCUAGAAGGAUAAAAGCCCGGAGUGGUGGAAUCUGUUGACCCUGUAAUUAUAACAAGACCACAAGUUACACACAUUGACGUUUAGGGUCUGGUCAAAUGGAGGACUCAGAAACUGAUUUGACUUCGUCUGAACCGGACGCACUUGGUGCAGACUUCAUCACAGUGGAACUGGACACCCAGCCCAUAGAAUAUGUUGUCAAGUGGGCAGAGGUCGGGUCCAAGUUCACAAUAUCCUGUGUGAAAAAGGAGGCGGACGAGGGAUCUGGCCUGAAUCUUGACCAGGUGAAGGCAGAGCCAGAUGAGCCCUUUUUUGCCCAGUAUGAGGAGGAGUUCCCUGGCUGUGACAUUGCAGAACAGAGUGUCAUAGUAAACGACUCUGAUGAGGAUGACCACACUGAGCCAGGGAGUAGCCAUCUGGUCCCUGUUGGAGAUGGCUCUGAUUCAGGCUCGGAGAAAGGGGAAUAUAGCUCACCAGGGGGAAACUACAGCUGCAACUACUGUGGGAAGUGCUACAGUCAUUCCUCAAGCCUCUCAAGACACCAGCAAUUGCACACAGGAAAGGCACCCCUACCCCCAAACAAGCAAAUGGAUACAGGGUCAGGUGAGGGGAACAAAUAUAAAUGCACGCAGUGUGCAAUGCGAUUCAAAAGCAGAAGAGCUCUCGGCACUCAUAUGAGAACACAUCGGGGCAUGAGAGUUUACCCAUGCAACAUCUGUGGGAAGGAUUUUAACCACAGCUCCAGCUUGUCGCGUCAUAGGCUCAUCCACAAAAAAGGGAAGGGUAUUCCCUCUGGUGUUCGACCUGCAGAAAUCAGUUAUGUCCGCCGCCCGCCUGGCAGCAGGAAAAAUAAAAAGCAGGCUGGCGAGAAGAAGAUCCCUGGCGAGAAGAAGUUCCCGAUCGAGAAGAAUCUCCCUGGAGAGAAGUUCUACGCGUGUACACAAUGUGACAUGACCUUCAAGAACUCCAUUGGCCUCUCGAAACACCAAGUCUCUCAUGUCAAGGAUCUUCUGAAUAACUAUGCCCAGGGUAAAGACAGUCUCACCAAGUCCUCAGACUUGAAAAUACGCCUCAAGUUGUGCUCGAGGGACAAACCCAACUUCUACACCCUCUGCAAGAAGAACAAGCGGUCAAGAGCUGCCAAGCGCCAGCGGCAGCGCCAAACAUCAGUCUCUGAGGAAGAGGAAGGACAAUAUGCAUGCGAGCAGUGUGACAAGCACUUCAGCCAGGCGCAGAGCCUCGCCAGGCACCAGCAAAUGCACAAGGGAGACAAGUUCAGCUGCUCUUACUGUAAAAAGACCUUCGCCAGGUUGUCCAACCUCCACCACCAUGAGAGAUCUCACUCCACAGGGGGCAAGUACGAAUGCACCACCUGCAACAAGACAUUUGUGCACUCGUCUAGCUACUCCAGGCACAAGCGGCAGCACGCCGAGGAGGCCCACCAGCGCCAGUGGAAGGGCAUAGAUGAGAUGGCACCACUUGAUUCAGACUCUGAGUGAGAGCAGUAGUGGUCUGCUCUCAACUACCCACACACAGCUUACUACUCUGGCUUUCAGGGGUUGGGAGGUUUUUGGGGAUCUUGUUUCGGACUUGAAUUGGCAUUACUCUUGAGUAUAUAACGUGUGUGUGAUGAUGACUUGUGGUAUGGUAUCAGAAAAUUGCAUAUUUUUUUUCCUAGAUUACACUGACUGUUGUCCUCUGCUGCCCAUGCAAAUAAAUAUUUAGAUUUAUUUAGUUCACAUUCCCUUUUGGUCAGGGUUAGCUGCAGGGUUAGGGUGAAAGUGUUGCUAGAGUCUUGCCAGAUGUGAAGUAUACCGUACCAUCUGUGUAGUAUAUCAGCCGUGUUAGGAUGCCACCCUUGCUACACAUCAUCAAAAUAAAACUGCUAUAAAAUGUUUCUGCUGUUGAGCAAACCCAUUUCCUCUUUUUCUGUAUAUAAUCAAUUUUUUAUUUCCGUGACAUGACAAAGGUCAAAAUGAACCUUGCCAUCAAACUAAAUCAGGAUUUGACCUCUAAGGGAUUAAUGUGAUGUCUGCAUGCCACCACACACAGUCCCUGGUUCAAUCAAGCUUCUAUGGUUUAUCUUCAAGAUUUACUCUAUCUGUUCAGUUCACGCAAGUAAUCUAUGACUCUCAAACCAACCAUCAAUAAAAUCAAAACAGUGAAGUACUUUAUGAGAAACUUAAGAAGGUUGAUUGAAUCCAGGCAUUUCCAAUAAAUGUGCUAAGAUGAAUCCUUCAAUCAGAAAGCUGGCACAUGUUACUUUCCCAUCCCCUACUUAACAUCACUUGUUUAUGAUCUCAAUGACAACACACAGUGGUGAAAUGAAAAAACAAAACAAAAGACAUCUUUUUCUAUAUAUUUGGGAUAAUUACUUUGUUGCAUCUUUUUUUUGAGAACUGCUAGCAUCGAGUGAUCAACCAAGUUUUUAUGUAGUAUGAAUGCUUAGACCGUUUAGUUCUACUACACAGAGUUCGGAUGAACAUUCAGAUUGUUGAUUUAAGUUUUUUAAUGUCGAAAUAUGAAGUCCAAUCAUAUCCUUAGAACUUGAAAAUACUAUAUGUGGUAUUUGUCAACAUAUACUGACUGCAAUUACCACAAAGUAUAAAAUUGACUCCAUAUAUAUGUAUGCAUGAUGAAUAUAUCUUGAGAAUAGUUACAAUAUAUGUCGUUUUUACAUCUGCUGUGCGUGUGUGUAAAACAUUGCAUUUGUGAAAGUGAGAAUAAUUGAGAUAUUUAAUAUGUGCAGUGUAUUUUGACAAAUACCUUCAAAUAUUCCUGAGGUUAGGGAUUUCAUAUUUUGUACAAGUAUUUGUCUAUUGAGGUUGUAGGGGAAACUGCACUACUUAUUUAUGAAUUGGGAACAAAGGUGCAAUUUAAAUGGCAGUGAAUGUGAUUCACAAUGGCUAUAGUUGAAAACAUCUUUUCGGUGGCAAAGCCUUCCCCAUUUGCCCCCAAGUUCCACCUUUUCAGAUGUAACCUCUCACAAAAUCCAUGACUAUUCACAGAAAUAUUAUCAAGUGCUGCCAACUACUUACUGUAUAUCAUCAAAGCUUUCAAAUAAUGCUUGUAUACAUGCAUAGCCAGAUGGAUUUUAUUUUCCAGUUAAACUGUUCAGUUAUCUGUUGAAAGUGCUCAACUUAUCUCCUUGUUUGAUGUUUAUAUUUGCUUUAAACACAACCAGGGUACUCUGAACAAUUAUCGACAUUUGACCUUGUGAAUACCAUUUUUGCUGUUUAAAUUGGAAUUGAAUUGUCACAUCUAACCUCUGUUUCUUUUUCUUAUUUCUUGAAAGUGUGUAGAGGCAUGUAUCUAGCACAGACCCAGUCUAUUGCACCCACACUGAUAAUUGAAGAGAAAAAAAAUGAUGAAAAAAGCUUGGUACCUUCCUUGUAUUUAUGUAAGUUAAUGUUGGUUUGAAGAGCUAAAUUCCCCUGGUUCCCCUCAAAACAGACCUUCAUUGAGUUCAGUUUUAUUUGGUUUGGUUUUCAGUUGUGGUUCUGGCCUUUUUUCUCCAGUGGCAAACAAUAUUCUCCUCUCUUUUGUUUUUCAGCAAUCUCUGCCUUUUUAGAUUCUGAAACUCAUAUCGUUUUCUUUUUUCGCUGUCAUUCUUUCUUUUUUUGAUGCAGCGGACCUACAUCCUAUAGAGAGGUGUAUGUUUUUUGUAUUGUGUUUGCCAUUAGAAUACAGUUGACUUGUUUUUGUCUUGCGUUUUUGUAAUAAACCAUUCAUGAAAGAAAUGGUCCAUGAUGUCCUGAAUAUAUUUAAAAAUGAGUAGGCCUAUAGUUGAUUACGGAAUAUUGGAACAACUAAAUCAGUUAAGUUGAUAACUCGAUUGUGCGUUACCACUAUUCAGUGGUUCUUGACUAAUGAGUAGAAUUUCUUUUUGUGUGGUUUAUGUUCAAUGAGUUAAAUUGUUCAGCUACUGUUGAUAAUUCACCUGUGAUUUGAUGUCCCCCAACUAGAUGGCAGCAAAACACUUUUUUUUUUUUAAAGAAGUCAGUCAGCUUGACCCAUUACAGAAACAGAAGAUGUUUUUCUUCCUUUUAC